GACUUUCAAGCCAAUCUGGUGAAACAUUUGGCAGAAAUAAGGAAAACAUCUCCAUCGUGUUUUGCUGCUCGGGUGCAAUGUUCAAGAACACCAGAAGAGGGCAGUAAAUCCUUUAGAACUAGAGAGCAGAUUCUCUGGCAUGGAUAAAUAUUCAGUGGGAUGAUUAGGUGACUGUACAGGCUUAUGCUUUACUAGGAAAUUUAGCCAUGGCAGCUCAUCUCACAGAUGUGGAUUCAUUUGGUGAUCCAGCUAGUUCUUUAGUCAAUGCAUCUAGAAACUCACCUGUGGAAGAUGAUGAUGUUGUGUUUGUUGAAUCAGUACAGCCUCCAGUUUGUACUCCAGCAAGAGCUGAGGAAAGGAACUUUGUAUUUGCAUCUUCAAAACACGAAAAUCCACAGGGAAAUUAUUCCAUAAUUCCUCCUUCUUUGAAAGAUUUGACUUCUCAAAAGGGAAAUACAUAUGAAACAAUUGUUAUUGAUGAUGAAGGGGACACAGAAACAAAUGGAGGGGAUGAGAAAAAUCCUACCAAUUUUACUGAAUGGGAACCUCAUGGAAACAAACAUAGUACCAAGAAUUUGGAUUUCUUCAUUUCCAGUCUAUCAAGAAGUAAGACCAAGACUGGUGUAGGACCUUUUAAUCCUGGUAGGAUGGAUGCAGCAGAUGCACUUCAGAAUGGAAGAUUUGCAGCACACCACAAUCCUGAUUCAUGGAUCUCACAAUCAGCAUCAUUUCCUCGUAACCAGAAACAGCAAGGGAUGGAUUCUUUAUCACCAGUGGCCUCACUUCCUAAACAGAAUUUCCAGCCCUCAAACCAGUAUCUUACUAAACCUAAAAUCACUUGUGCAAACUGCAAAAAUCCUCUACAGAAGGGACAGACGGCUUAUCAGCGAAAAGGAUCAGCUCAUCUCUUCUGUUCAACUACCUGCCUUUCUUCUUUCUCUCAUAAACGCACUCGAAAGACACGGAAUGUAACAUGUAAAAAAGAUUAUCCUAUGAAGACAGCAACUGUUAUUCCUCCAGUGGAGUCAAGCAAGUCUUUACCAGAACUUCAUAGUGCAUCUCUGUCUUCCUGUGAAUACUCCCAGAGUCUCAGAAAAGAAGUUUUUACUAAGUCAAGAUGUAUAAUGUGUAAUAAAUUAGGAGAGGUUCGCCAUGAAAUCAGUGUUAACAAUGUAACACAUAAACUGUGUAGUAACAAUUGCUUUAAUGAAUACAGAUUUACUAAUGGUUUAAUAAUGAACUGCUGUGAGCAAUGUGGCAAGUACAUGCCCAAAAACACUGGACACAGGGUCCUGAUUACAGGUCAGCAAAAGAGCUUCUGCUGCCAGAAUUGUGCCACUGAAUAUAAAGAGAUAAUGGAAACAAAAUCAAAAAUAGCACUUUUACAGAACAGGAAAAGGAAUGCUGUCAGAGAAGAAAAUGAAAGAAAAUUACAUGAAUCAAGUACACUUUCAGAAAAAAUAGGAGAAAUACCAGAGAAAAAGGAAAAGGUUUCAGAGGUAAUAGGAGUUGCAGUACAAUGUAGCCAGGAUGCAUCACGGGAGGAGCGGCUUGUGAACUCGCCCCCAGUGACAGCGGGACCUGAUAUGGUGAAAGAGCAACUGGAAGACAGUUCAGAAGACUCUGAGAUGUCAGGAGUGCUGCCUUCAGACCCAGGUUCAUGGCCCCGAAUAUUGAAUAUGAAACAACGUGAUACUCUUGUCAAAAAUAAUCCACCUCAAGUAAGAAAUUUUAAUUUUCCAAAAGACAGCACUGGAAGGAAGUUUUCAGAAGCGUACUACACACGGAUUCUUCCAAGUGGUGAGAAAACCACCAGGUCCUGGCUACUCUAUUCGGCCUCCAAAGACUCGGUGUUCUGCCUCUAUUGCAGACUCUUUGGGGAAGGGAAAAACCAACUGAGAAAUGAGAACGGGUGCAAAGAUUGGCAGCAUUUGUCACAUAUUCUUAGUAAACACGAAGAGAGUGAAAUGCACAUCAACAACAGUGUUAAGUAUUCAAAAUUAAAAUCUUACCUGGAAAAUAAAACCAGUGAAGCUACAGAGCAUGGACUGUGUGAAGUUGAGGAAGAUGGUGUGCUGCUCUUGUAUACAUAACUUCCUGUCUGCUCUAGACAUGACAGUCAGUGCAGUACCCAGAGAAGUUUGUACCAGGAGCCAGUGCCAGUACAUUGUGGCACUUAAGUGGAGGGACUUAGAGGAUUGUGUGUUACCAACAUAUCUAAUAGCAAAUAAGUAGUAAAAAAAAAUCCUGUUACAGAUGGAAAAACAAUUGGAGCGAAUAGUCAUUCUUGCAGAUUUUAGUAAAGACAGUUUGAGUUUUUUGUCUAUGUGGGGUCUCACCUUAUAAAGUUGUUCUUAGAUGACUUCCACUUUAUGGCCUGAGAACCAGAAAUGACAAGAUACAAGCAUUUUUUAACAUUGUUAAAGAAAAUAUAUUCAGGCUGUGAGUGUUGACACGUGACUUUUAUCCCAGCACUCAGGUGGCAGAGGCAGGUGUAUCUCUUGAGUUUGAGGUCAGCCUAGACCAGGACAGCCAGGGCUACACAGAGAAACCCUGUCUUGAAAAACCAAAAAGGACAAUAUAUUCAAGCAGCUUAAGAACGGAGUAAGAUCUGAAGCUACAGAUGUUUGCUAAUAAACCAAAUUCUCAUGUUUUCUUUCUUUACAACAUUUUUCUAUUUGUGCAAAUAAGUUCAUUUGUUAUAAUAAAGUAAUUUGAAUUUUA
This is a messenger RNA of Cricetulus griseus (Chinese hamster), 2724 nucleotides long. Lineage: Eukaryota; Metazoa; Chordata; Mammalia; Rodentia; Cricetidae. The record is from RefSeq and is a predicted model, not a curated record.